GCGGGCCCCCACGCGGCAGGUUUUGGCGGGCUCGGGAAGAUGGCGGCGCGGCGGCGGUCGUCUUUUAUCCCCUCGGCGGUGGCGGCGUCGUUGUCGUCGUCGUCGUCGUCUUCUUCUUCUUCUACCCGCUCGGCGUCACUGUCUUCUACCCCCACGGCGUCGUUGUCUUCUGCCCGCUCGGCGUCGUUGUCUUCUGCCCGCUCGGCGUCAUUGUCUUCUACCCCCACGGCGUCGUUGUCUUCUGCCCGCUCGGCGUCGUUGUCUUCUGCCCGCUCGGCGUCGUUGUCUUCUGCCCGCUCGGCGUCGUUGUCUUCUACCCCCAUGGCGUCGUUGUCUUCUGCCCGCUCGGCGGCGGCGGCGUCUUCUACCCGCCCGGCGGCGGCGGCGUCUUCUACUCGCCCGGCGGCGGCGUCUUCUACCCGCCCGGCGGCGGCGUCUUCUACCCGCCCGGCGGCGGCGUCUUCUACCCGCCCGGCGGCGGCGUCUUCUACCCGCGCGGCGGCGGCGUCUUCGACCCGCCCGGCGGCGGCGACGGCAGCGGCGUCAUCUACCCGCGCGGCGGCGGCGUCUUCGACCCGCCCGGCGGGGACAGCUGCAUUGGACACCAAGUGGGAGAGCGAUCACCUCUGGAUCUGUUUGCUGGCCUUGGGCUUUGACCCGAAGCACUACCAUGGCGUAGAACUAGGGAGGAAUAUGUUUGCUAAACCGAACUGCAGAGCGUUUUCUGUCGUUGCCCUCUUCUUGUUUACUAAGCUGGAUAAGCACCGUGCAAGGCAAACUUUCGAGCAAUCCACAAGCACAAAACUAGCAAGUCCUAGAUUUAGGAAGCUCUGCUGUCUGUGGCUAAGAGAAAUUUCACGGAAGGAAGUAGGUCUUCCACAAAUUACACCUUCCACACUGGUUUGUCCUGGUGGCGCUAAAUUUGUUCAUGUGUUCUACCAUUUUGCAAGAUACGUAAUGAUUGAGGACCUGAAAAAGCUCUUUUUAGGCACUGAUAUACCUUUUGCUAAAGCUGUUAUUUGGAGACCUCGGGAUAUGUACAUAACAAAAGCAAGACACAGAGUUGCAUACAAUAAACUGCUGCAAAUUCUUCAAAGGGGAGACUUUGUUCUUCAAGAAUAUAUGGGGAAAGUACGGGUUUUAAUUAGAAGAAUUAAGCAGACAAAGUCUGAAUAUGCAGUUGUGCAGAGGCAGUUUUGCAGGAUGAAGGAAAAUGACCUAAACAAAAAUGACACAACUGAGAGAAUUCAGAAGGUCCGCAGUAUGUGGGCACUUAUAAUGGAAGUGCUUACAUCUCUGAAAAAGGAAAAGGAAGUUGUGGAUUCUGUACUUGCAGACUGUGUUAACCCACGUACUCUAGAUGGAACUGAUGUUGUUUUGAGUGUUCCAGCGUUGUUGACUUACAGAAUUGAGAGUAACAUAUAUAGAUUUUGUACAGGAAAUUUAUAUGAAGAUGGAAAUCUGAAUUUCCUAACAGUUAUUCAAUUGCUAAAUGAAGCCCUGAUGACAUUGAGAGAUGAACAUUGUCCAUGUGAAUUAAAAGAACUUCACAGGAUUGAGGAUAUGGUUACAUCCUACAAGAAAGUACUACGGGAGUUGAACACAGAAAGUCUAAGAAGAAAGCAAGAGCAUUGUGAGCCAAAGGAUCAGUCUCUUCCCAGAAAGGAGGAAAUCUGGGAAUCAAAGUGGAAAACGAUUCUUGGCCAGUGUCCUUUUAAUUUAAUCUUUAAAGAUGAUCUACAACCAGCUUCAUCACUUCAGUCUUUUAGUUCUUCAGACGAAGAUGAAGAUAGUGUCCUUUAUCAGUCAUUUUCAGGUAAAGCUGAAGAAUGCCAUGAAGAAAGUGAUGGUGCUUUGGAAACUACAAUCGAUACAAAAUUAGUACCCUCAAGAUGGAGCUCAUUGGUGCCGUCAUCGUCAGAAGCGUCUGAAAAUGGAGACCUGUUAAUUAAAAAUAACUUGAAUACUUGUUUUGGAAAUAAGAAACCUGUGCCUCAAAAAAACUUAAAAAAUGGAAAGGAAGAAUUCCCUACUUCAGAAAUGGAGGAGAAUGCAGGUGAAAAUGUUACCCAGCCAAAGUCUCCUGCGAAAAAAGGUUACCUUCUUGAGAAAGCCAGAGAUGAACUGGCGGAAGAGAUUGUAAAGUCAGUGAUGUCUGAGUCACCUCAGAGUGGUGAAGAAAAAGGAAUGACAUUAGAUGAUCUCAUUAGCUCACUGUCUUUUAACCCAUUUUUAACGAGGAAUCAAAUACCCCGAACUCCAGAAAAUCUGCUUACUGAAAUUAGAAGUUCAUGGAGAAAAGCUAUUCAGACUGAGGGCUCAUUAGACCCAAAGCUGUCCUCAACUGAAGUGGUGACGGAAGAAUCUUCAAUGAAUGCUACACCCAGUGUGCAGGAGGAGUUGGACUCAACCUUUGUGUGCCCUGAACCUGUGUCUCCUGUAUCUGACUUGGGUCCUCCUGUAUCAGAAAAUAAGUCUCAACUAAAUUCUACAGAAUCUAGUUUUCAGGAGCAGGUGAGUGUAAGUCAUACAUUUGAAUCUUCAGAUUUGGAAACGUCUGGAAUUGAAGAAAGUGAGAGAACUGAAUCAGAGGAAGCAGAUUGUUCUACUUUGAGUGGAAGUUCUGUAGAAGAUCUAAACCAGACUUUGCAAAAUGUAGAGAAUGACCUGAAUAUUCCAGAUACUUGUUCAAAAAGUGGUAGUAGAACAAAUACGCUACCUUCAGACCACUGUCACAGUUUUCUAAUGGCUAAGAUGCAGUGCUGCAAUGUAUCUCUGUUAAAUUCUGUCCAUCGUGAAUCUGCUGACAUGGGAAUAUUGCAUGAGACACUUCCAGAAUGUGAUGAUAUGGAUCUCAGCAAAUCUGCAGACUCAGACUCUAUUAUUUUUACAAUGGACAGUGAAAAUUUAUUGGAUGGCUCAGAAUAUAAUGAGGAUAUUAAAAAAUUGGACCUAGAUAUGCAGUCACUGUCCAGCUCACAUGAAGUGCUAAAGAAGACUGCAUCUAAGAAUGAAGAGAAGCUGCAUCAAACACAUAAUGUAGACAAAUCUCAACAUUAUAGAGCUAAACUAAGUACGGUAUCAGAAAGAGAAGAGGAAAAGGAGGAUGAUCCUUCCAUGGAUGAAGGAUUUACCAAGAUGCCAUUUCCAGACUCUCCUGAUGAAAUUAAACAUUCCCUGUCAUCUUUCCUGUAUCCUGUCAACAGAUGGAUGGUACAUGAAGUCCCAGUAGACUUACUACAUAAAUUGAAGGGGCAACAAGGAGGAACCAGGAAACUACUGGCCAGUCAGCCUAGCCAUCAUCCCUGGAAAGGUGGUGGAACAGAUCAUUCAGAAGAUCAUCAUCAAGCAUGUAGAAGAAAUGGUCAUCAGGAAUAGUGAGGAUGAAUCCAUCAAGUAGUUAGGAUGGUCACUGGGAGUCGACAAGUGGAAAUCAUACUUUACCAAUAGCCUUCUGAGAUGACAGGGUGGGUUGGCUAGGGGGGGAGCAGUGGAUAUUGUUUGCUGUUAAAUGUCCCGGUCUGGCCAUUAUAAGACUCUGGCAGUGACAUUCCCAACAUCAGAGACUUUGACUGUUGGGAGUGAAGUCCCUUCACAGUGGGUGGCUCCAGUGAGCUGACAGGUGCCUUGCUUGACUCCUCACACAGCCCACCCUCACAUGCUGUCAGACCAGUUUCCUUACAGGUCCCAGGUGUCCCAUAGCAGUGUCUCAGAUGUCUCAGUCCAUAAAGCUGUUUAUUCACAGUGCAGUAACACAGAAACAGCUCGAGCUGGUGCCUCUGAGCAGGACCCAGCAAAGGAACCCCAGAUCUUUUAGACCCUCAGUCUCCCCAGAUGCAAGUCUUGCUCUUCCUCCUGAGUCUUCAGCUUCUGUCCCCCCCCCACUUUCUGUUUGCAUCCACCUAGAUGGUGUCACUAGUCUUCAUCUUCUUUGUUAUUCAAAAGGUGGGCAGUUCCUAGCUCCUGAUGUGUCUGUCAGUGUCCAUUCACCUGGCUGCUGUCAUCCAUAUUCAUACUCCUUGUUAUCCUGAAGUUUGGCAAUGCUCAGGCUCUCGCCCAGAGCUCAGAUAACAUCUCAGUCAUCAGCUUGGGUGUCCAUCUGCAUGGAUCAGAUGAUAUCAGCACUACCUUAAUUUCAACAAAGGUUUUGAUAACAUAGCAUUCUCAUCUUCCAUAACAUCCUCAUAGGUAGGCUCAGGAAAUGUGGGUUAAAGGAAUGGGCAGUGAACUGAAUCAAGUAUUGGCAGAGCUCUGAGAGUCAUGAUCAGUGCAGCAGAGUCCAGUAGGAGGCCUGCAGUCAGUGGUAUUCCAAAGGAUCAAUACUGGGUCCAAUCUCAUUGAAUUUGUUUAUCAGUGGCUUGGAGAAAGGGAUCAAAUGCACUCUCAGCAAGUUUGCUGGUGACUCCAAACUGGGGGCAGUGGCUGAUCCACCUGAAAGCUCUGCUGCCAUUCAAUGGGACCUUGAUCAUCUGGAGGGCUGGGCAGAGAGAAACCUGGUGAGGCUCAAGUGCCAGGUCCUGCACCUGGGGAGGAACAGCCCCAAGUGCCAGCACCGUCUGGGGCUGACCUCCUACAGAGCAGCUCUGUGGAAAAGGACCUGGGACUCCUGGUGGAUCACAAGGUGUCUGUGAGCCAUCAGUGCCCCUGUGGCCAGGAGGGCCAAUGUCAUCCUGGGGUGCAUUGGCAGGAGUGUGGCCAGCAGGUCGAGGGAGGUGAUCCUCCCCCUCUACUCAGCCCCAGUGAGGCCACUCCUGGAGUGCUGUGUCCAGCUCUGGGCUCCUCAGCACAAGGGAGACAAGGAGCUACUGGAGAGGGUCCAGAGGAGGGCCCCAAGGAUGAUCAGGGGUCUGGAGCUUCUCUCUCAUGAGGAGAGACUCUGGGAGCUGGGACUGUUUGGUCUGGUGAAGAUUGAGAUAUUUCUAUGUAUGGAUGAGAUCCCCUCUCAAAGGUGGGUGUCAGGAGGAUGCUGCCAGACUCUUCAGUGGUACCCAAAAAAAGAAGCAAGGAGCCGUGGCCACAAACUAAAACACAAGAAGUUCCACUGUAACUUGAGGCAGAAAUUCUUUACACAGCAGGUGGCAGAGCACUGGAACAGCUGCCUGGAGAGGUUGUGGAGUCUCCCUCUCUGGAGACACUCAAAACCCAACUGGACACAUUUCCAUGUCAACUAUUUUAGGUGACCCUGCCUUGGUGGGGGGGGUUGAACUAGAUGAUCACCAGAGGUCCUUUCCAGUGCUAACUGUGCUGUGAUUUAAUGAAGUACUUGGAAUUUAAUAUAAGCUAGUCUCAAGGAGUGGUAAAAUUUAUUUCUUUGUGCAAGAAAGGUUUCAUUUAGAACUGUAGCUGUGUUGGUAGCAACUGAUGAGAACACUUAUCAAAUGGUACUUAGAGUACCAUUGCAUAUAUGUUUUAUUAGUACAUGUGAAAGAGCUUCAGUAUUUCUGUCUUAAUUGUUGAAUACUAUAGAGUGCAAACUAGUAUGUUUUCUCUUUCAGAUAAGAACAGUUGAGUUGGAAGCUGGGCACGAAGGAACCUUCAU
This is a messenger RNA of Haemorhous mexicanus (house finch), 5539 nucleotides long. RefSeq names its product HAUS augmin like complex subunit 6 (gene HAUS6). NCBI's taxonomy places the organism in Eukaryota, Metazoa, Chordata, Aves, Passeriformes, Fringillidae. The transcript has 17 exons. The record is from RefSeq and is a predicted model, not a curated record. Gene Ontology annotation, biological process: spindle assembly. Bases 40 to 3378 code for a protein of 1112 amino acids. Gene Ontology annotation, molecular function: microtubule binding. Gene Ontology annotation, cellular component: HAUS complex; mitotic spindle microtubule.